This is a messenger RNA of Galleria mellonella (greater wax moth), 4254 nucleotides long. Its product is annotated as centrosomal protein 43-like. The transcript has a single exon. NCBI's taxonomy places the organism in Eukaryota, Metazoa, Arthropoda, Insecta, Lepidoptera, Pyralidae. Bases 236 to 1726 code for a protein of 496 amino acids. Gene Ontology annotation, cellular component: centrosome. The record is from RefSeq and is a predicted model, not a curated record.
GGUCGUUAAUUGCAUUAUUUUUGUCACUGUGACAUUUGCUUCAUAAUGUACACCCGGCAUUUAAAAACUAUCAUCCAGAGCUGUAAAACGUAGAAAAAAUAGCUGUCGCUAUAGAAGCCCCUUGUCACUGAAUCGUCAAUUGUAAAUGUCAGAUUUGAUGAUGCUAUUAUCCUUUUAAAGUUUAUCAUUUAUAAUAUCGUAUACUUUGAUUUCAUUUCAAAUUACGUUUACAUUAAUGAAAAUAACAUUGUUUUUAUAUAAUAAUUUGUUUGUGAAUCUAAAGAAUAUAGUCAUGGCACAAACGGAAGACACAGAACUCAGAGAUUUAGUUAUUGAAGCCCUAGAAAAAAACGGUUCGCUUGCAAAAAUUCGAGCUUUAUUGAGAGCUAAUAUUUUUUUAGCAUUUGAAGAUGAAACAGGAAACAAUAAAGAGAAUGUAAGUCUAGACAACAUUUUGAAAGUGCCGGAAGGCAUUCUUUCUUUAUCUAUUAUUCAUGAAUUUUUGGAAUUUUGUAACCUAAACAAUACUUUGUUUGUAUACAAGUCUGAGACUAGACAAGGUAAAGAAUAUAAUUACGGUGGACAGAAAACGUUACUAGACAAAUUGAAUUUGAGCAAACAAGAUAGUGUUAAUGAGCCAAUACUGGUGAUGUUACUAAAGAUUUUGUUGACACAACAACAAAAAAUAAACUUUGACAGCAAAGAUAACUGUAAUAAGAAAAAGGAAAACAAAAACAGUGCAUAUAGGGAUAAUCGAAACUGUACUUAUAUUGUUAACGAGGACUCCUCUACUGCCACUAGUAAUUCACAGUCAGACAAUUCGUUGGAUGAAAAAAAUAAAUUGCAUUUAAGGUUACAAAUGGAUAAUUCUGAUACAGAUACCUCAAGUGACUCAGCAAGAGACAAGACAAGUGCUGAAUAUAUUUUAAAUCAACAUGUCAUCGAAUCCAAUCAAUAUGGAGAUGAAUCUUUAGAAAAAAAUAUAAAUAAUUCAAAUUCUAAUAAUGUAGUAGUACCAUCCCCUUAUUAUUUGAAUGAUUUAAAAACUAACAACAACAGCAGUAGUGACUCAACAUCAUAUGUAGAGUUAAAGCCAUAUAAUUCAGUUGAUGAAAAAAUGUUGAAUACUAUGGGUGUACCCACAUUAGACAAUAAUACUUUAGAAAAUUCUACACAAUUUGCACAGGAUAAAUUAAUGGAACAGACUGAUAUUAAAACAAAUGAAAGUAGUCAAAAAGUUGAUACUGUACCUUCACUUUCUUUAAACAGUGCAUCAUCUACAUCACUGAAAUAUGACAAUAGUAAACAGUCACAAAGUGAUAAAAAACUUGAAGACCUUGGAAAGUCUGAUGUUGAAACUAUAGAUUAUAGUAAUGAUUUCUCUUCUACAGCAAAUUCAAAACAAGAAUAUGAAAAAGCAAUGCAUUCAUCUAAUUCUGUUGAGGAAGAUGUCUCAAAAAUAAAUAAAAAUCUAUCUACUGAUAGCCAACUUCAAAACUCUCAGGAAUCUCAUAGUUCUAUUUCCAUAUCUGAUGUUGCAGAUUUAAUUAGUGAAAAAAGUUCCUCAUUUGGGUGUGAUAAAGAUACUUCAUGUAACAAGAAACUUAAACCAUCAAAUGACAUAAAUAUAAGAAAUAGCCCUAACAAUGAUGAUGAAUCUGGUGAUUUUUCAGAAUCACCUGUUCCAUCUCUCUCUAAUUUAAGUCUUGAUGUUCAUACCGAUUGAGUAUUAACAUGGAAAAUUAGGAAUUGAUUGUAGAUAUAGCAAUACAUAUUUUGCAUACAAAUACCAUGCUUAAUUUUCAAUGUCAAUUUAAUAUUAUAAUCUACUUAUAAGUAUUAAAAUAUUAUAAAUUCCUGCCGCUCAGUAAAAAAUAAUAUUUAAUAAUAAUAGAAAAAUAAUAAUGUGCUCAUAACUAUGUAAUAAAUAUAAAGUAAACAAUUAAUAUUAAUUAUAAUGAUGUGAUAAAAUCUGCUGACUAAGAUAUGACCUAUAUGUACGUUACUUGUAAAUAUCUAGCAGACAUCUGCUGUAAUUGUUCAAUAAGAGUUUCAUAAUAUAUAUGUUUUCAAACUCUUGUGGUUGUAAAUCAAAAGUUAAUAUUUAUCAUUCAUGAUUACAAAUAUUUUUUAAUUUUUGAAAUGUUGACACCAUUUUAUGUUGUCAUGUUGCAUAUGAUGGAACAAUUGCUUGUGUUACCUGCACAUUUGCACACAUCUAUGUUAAAGCCAUAUAAAAAUAUGCUGAAAUAUAUGAAUCUAAAAAAAUUUGGUUUAAGACAGAGUAUAAAAUACCUAAAUAAGUCAUGGAUAUAAUCCCCAUGGAAUUAAUUUCCUUAGAAUUUUUUAUUCUUAAUAAACAGUAAUACAAUAUACUUAAUGUAUAUUGUAUUAUUGUCUUCACUUUGUAACUGUUGCCAUGUGUCCAAUCCUUGACUUUAAUUUGCAACUUCAAUUUGCAUUUUGUUUUUUAAUAUUAUGACAUUACUCGUCAUAAUUUAAUUUUUAAUAUAUUGUAAACUUUUGUUCUAUAUUCUAUCUCUAUGUAAUUACUGUUUAUAUUAUAAACAAAUACAUAAAAUAAACAUACAAAACAGGUUCUCUACAAUAUAAAUCUGACAGAAUCAGUAUGUUUAUGACAAUAUUUGUUAAAUAAAUUUAACUAGAAUGGCUAAAAGGUUAACAUGAACUUGGAACUAUGUAUAAUUGUAUGCAAUUUUGUAUAUGAUAAAAAGAUACCUGUAUUUUAAUGUAUAAUUUAGAUUAGUAGAACUGAAAGUCAAUCCCAAUUAUUAUAGAUUUUUUUUAUUUUUGUGUUUUUCAGUUCAUCUCUACAUAACCUAUAGAUUUUUAUUGAAUUGCACCAGUGCUUCAAUGUUUAAUAUCUCAUAAUCUCACAUAUUUUUGAGGUUUGUAGACAAGUAACACUCAUUUUCAUAAAUUAGUUUAUAAAAUGAAGUAAUGAAUAAUAAUAUUUAUUUUUAAUUUGUUUUUAAAUUUUUGUGAAACUAAAUGCAAUAGUUUUACUUAUUAGAACAAUAACUGAAUUUAAAUUUUUUGUAGAGUAGCAAUUUUCCUUGUUGCAAUUUUGUCAGCAAAGUUAUGAGGAAUAUUAAAAUAGGUACUUAAUAUUGUAUCCUAUUUAGAAAAUAAAAUAAAAUAAAUACUUGUUAGAUUUUUUAGAUAUUUAAAUUUUUGAUUUACAUCACUUAAUAGUCUGCUGGUUUAUUAUUAUGCCUAUUUUCAGUAUUGCUUGAUUUUUUUCAUAUAAUACAAUGUAAAUUUGAACAAUGUCACACCUUUACAGGGUAGAAAGAACAAACGGUACAAAGAAAGGAAGAAUAUUGCUUUAAUAUUAAAUAUAUUUUAUUUUGCUAGAAGGCAACAUUCUUUUGAUUUUAAAACUAAAAAUUAUCACAGAAAAAACAUAUAAUAUAUAUACAUAUAUUAUAUGUUUUUAUAUUAUAAAUUAUAAAUCAUAUUAUAAAUUAUAUAAUAUAAUAAUAAUAUCUCUCAAUAUUAUGUUUGUGUCAAUUUUAUGAAACAUAAAUAAUAGCAAUAAAAUGAUGUUCCGUUAUUUUAUUAUAGAUUGGUUACUGUGGUUUGGUAUGAAAAAAAAACUGUUUAUAUUUUGCCUUUUUAGUUAGUUCAAUUUCCAGCUGAUGUAAAGAAAUUUAUGAAUGCAUUUAUCCUUAAUGUUUCUUUAAAGUAAAAUUAAUUUAUUCUGUAUUGUACAUUCGUUUUAUGCCCUGUUCGUUUUUCGACCCGUAAGAAAUGAGUAAAAAAAAUAAAACAUGUUCUAUUUUUUUAAAUGGUAUUUAUAACUAUGUAUUUUCUUCUUGAUGUGUUCUUGUGUGUCAUUAAAUUUCAUGUAUUCAUCAUUAGGUAUUUCUAAAUAUAUGGCUAUAAAAUUGAAUAUUAUGUUCACUACUGCAAUUUUUUUUUUGCGCUGUAUUAUAAUAUUCCAAUAAUUUAAACUUAUACGUAUUUUCAGUUUUGAAAUUACUGAAUUAAAAAACAUUGUUUUCUGUUUAAUAUGCAUCUGUACUGUUUUUUUCUUUAAAUGGUUGUGCCUUAUUUAUUAUGGUAACGCAAAAUUGUUACGGGAUGGUUCCUUUUAAUAAUUCAAUAAUAAAUCUAGUCCUAAAUACAACUAGUUCCGUCCAAAUUGCUCCAAUAUCAUGUCUAGUGCUGAUGUCGGUCUGGUGUAAUGCAACUGUGCAUAUUUAUAAACUCAAUAAAAACUGUGCUCUA